This is a messenger RNA of Rattus norvegicus (Norway rat), 9216 nucleotides long. The record is from RefSeq and is a predicted model, not a curated record. NCBI's taxonomy places the organism in Eukaryota, Metazoa, Chordata, Mammalia, Rodentia, Muridae.
AGAAAGAAAGAAUGAAUGAAUGAAUUCCAAACAAAAAAAGAAUGUUGACUUGUAGUCCUGUGGACGUCAUUGUGUAUCAGAAACGGCUCUUAAGAAAGGAUUUAUUACAAUUCCAGAUCACAGCCUCACUGAGGGAAGUCAAGGAAGGAACUCAGUGCCUUCACACACAGAGUUCUUGUUCAGAGAAAGAACUCAUAGCCAAGUACAACGGAAACCCUAGAGAAUGCUGAUCGACAACGGGGGUUUAUACGAUUCAGAACCAACUGCCUAGGGAUGGUACCGCCCACAGUGGGCUGGACCUCUUAUAUCAAUCAACAAUCAAAAUAACCCUGCCAGGUAUGCCCAAAGACAGCCCUAGUGACCAAAAGGAGAAAGUAAUUGGGGACAUUCUCUGAGUGGCACAAAGCAGACAGAUCCUUGGGCGGGCCCACUCCCUUUCACCUGCUUCAGUCUAAUUUAAAUGUAAAUUCAACUUUCAUCAACCGAAUAUGAUUUGUUGCUGUGAUUUUCAUUAAAACUACUGAACAUUUCUUAUGCUGAGUCAUCAAGGCUCUAGCUAACUUUAUCUCUAGCCUCUUUGUCUGGUACUUUUUUUUAGAAAAAGCAUUUACAAUGCUAAUAAAGGUGACAACUGCCUGGGUCCUGCUUACACGGAGCCGCAGUGCAUGAUGGGUAGGAUAGAAGGCGUGUCUGCCAUUUGGGGAGAGCUUGUGCAUUGGUGGGUGUUGCUGCAGUGCACAAUGGGAUAGAUUGUUGGUCAGUCUUUGUACCUGUUUUUGUUGUUGUUGUUUGUUUUUGCUUUUGUACCUGGUUUUUUAGGAGGAGCUCAGACAUUGGUGGAUGUUGCUCAGAGCCUAGGGCUCGGGAAACCUUGCUUUGAUCCAGCACUAUGGAACCUGGCUCCAAUCUCAUUGGCGAUCAUUUUCCUUUUUGUUUUUGUAAAAUGAAUUGAUUAGGUAAGGUGGGAAUGAUUUGUUGUGUGUUUAUGAGCCCUUUCUUCUAAUGAAGGCUUAUCUGGAGGCCCAGAAGAUAAAGCUGGAGAACUGACAUUUCUCAGGAAGAUUCUGAGGUGGAGCCUAGACCUACAUUCUUCCGGUUGCUCAGCCCUAGAGCAGCCUCCAGGAGCUUAUCUGUCAAGCCCUUGGCUUUAGUGGUAGAAAGCCUCCCUCUGGCUCCCUCAAGCCUAGCUUUGUGCUUGAGGGCAUAGAACGGGGUAUCAUGUGACCGUGGUUUGCACAUAGUACUAAAUAUAAGUUUGUUCUUGACUCCAGUGGGUCAAGGUUAUUAGGAACCCUGAAAACCUCUGCUACUUCAGUGUUGGCUUUUUUGAAAGGCUCGAUAGCAGGGGUUUGUUGUUGUUUGUUUGGGGUUUAAGGAGGAGGGUUUUUGAACUUUUUUUAAGUCUUUGAGGGGGGUGUAGAAGGUCACUGGAAGGAGCAGAGUGGAAACAGUUUUUGGUAUUACUAUCUGGAUUCUGGCUCACCCUGUGAAGCUGUAGCUAACCCAGCUAGCUCCUUUUGAUGGAAAAAGAAAAUGAUGUUUUUGGAAGACACAAAAUCUGAACCCAAACAGAGAUAAGACACUGUGCAUUUCCAAAGUCAACAGGAAAAAAUUUCCGAGUAAUUAGUGUGCUGGAGACCGUAAGUAAAACAGUCUCUCAUUAGAGAGUAGAUGGAAAGACUUUUGUCAGUGAGUUACCAAACACACAGGGAAAUGCAGAAUAUUAAACUGAAAGUCCCCCAACGUAUCCUGGUGAGCUGAGAUGGGAUUGCUGGCUCAGGGAAACAUUUUUAUUUUAUUAUAACACAGAACACUUUUUCUUCUUAUUAAGUCUGAGCACAGCUUUCAAAGAGAAGGUUCUGGAAAUGUAGUGACUUUGGGCAAGUCGUGGAGAGAUAGGGCAAUGUGGUAGCAUUUCCACGACAGGCAUGUUUUUCAGGGUAUUUUUAUUCUGUCCCCUACUUAUGAGUAGCAAAGAAACCGUAAAGUGCAGCCAGCUGGGCACAGUGCCAGGGGCACCCUGCAUUCCUCGGGGAGGAGCUUCGACUGCAGUAUUUUGCCAUUUUGCCACUGCUGUCUUCAUGUGUAACUCAUGAGGCAAAUGAGAAUGAAACUGAUGUACAAGUUACGAAAACACACACUGUAGCAAGUCAUGCUGAUUUACUCAACAAAGUGGGAUCUCAUCAUGGGGCAGUAAUGUAUUCUUUUCCUUAUAACCUUCCCAGGUUCUGGGACUGGAGUGUUUCUACAUCUUCUUAUUUUUUUAAUUACAAAUAUCACUAAAGAGAAAUGCCUGUCUCUUUUUACAGGGAAAACAGAACGCUUUAAUUUCUCUCUACCAGGGAGACCUAAGAGCCAGGGCAAAAAGAUACUGUUGCAAGGGGGAGGAGCCAGGUUUUUGAAGAUGUGGAAAACCUAGUGUGAGAACCUCGCAGGAGAGAAGGCAAACAGUCAGGUGACCACUGCCAAGCGCAUUCUGAGUGUUGUUAGUCUCUGUACACAGAAUCCAUGCAGUUGUGGCCGUGGGCACUGACAUUGACUCUUUGUCUGCACGUGUUCCGUGAGCAGAACUUUAUAGAGAAGCUGGAGGUGUGGGCGUGGCGUCCUGUGGUCUUCACAUUUCACUAUGACAGUGUUCAAGCCCUACAGACCCAAGUUCAAGUCCCUGUUUACCUGCCUCAGAGCAGUGACCCUGGAAAGUUUAACUGUUUUUGGUAGUUUUACUUUCUUCCUCUGUUAAAAGGACAUUAGCAGUGGUCUUUACCUCAUAAAGCAAACUCUCUCAGAGUCUCAGAACUGACUCCAUGGGCUCUGCUCCGAAGCGGUGGGUAGACACAGGGUCCAGCAGUGGAGAGACAGUUGGCGCCACAGACUCUUCCUGGUCUCUGCUUCCUGUUGAGGCGUGGGGUAAACCCCAUGGUCCUUUUAACUCUCAAAACCCAUCUCUUUUGUCCUCACAGCUGAGCUCCAGCUGAGGCUGGUCUCCAGGGCUGAGGGCUGGACAUCAUUAUAACACAGAUUCAUUUUUUCCCAUCUUUCUAGACAAGGUCUAGAAGGUUCUUCUUCUUUAUUGGAUAUGACCUUUUAAUAAAUUUGCCUUUCAUAGUGGAGCCAUUUUUCUUACAAAAUUCAAUUUGCUUCAGGCUUCUGUCCCUUGUGCUUAGUCUGAAAGAUUAGGUGAGGGCCCUGUGGUGGUUCAUUUCGGAGAUCUGCCGCAUCUUGUUCAUAGCUCAUCAUAAAUUACACCCUGGUUGGCUUCAUCUGCCUUGUCAUUGCAAAGGUAUUCUCAGGGAGGUCUUUUAACGAAUGGGAUCUGUUGUCAGGUUUGCUGUUUGGGGUGUGUGAUUCCCAGGUCAAUAUAGCAGUGCCACAGGCCACACCUUACUGCACCUGGAGCCACUCGGGCCCAUCGGAGCAAAUGGCAAAACCCAGCUUAACCUGCAGAGAAAUUGUCUUCAUACUUUCCAGACUGCCUUGGGCAAGUCCCUGAAUUCUUUGGCCUUUAAAGGCUUCUCGACUUUCAAACUACAGUGUAAAGUUUCUCUCAGAUCCCUGCCAAUGUGUUUUAGAAUAGCAUGCUCGAAACUGUGGUUAAUAGUUACACAAAGCUCUGGUCAAAUAAAUCUAUGAACUGCUUCUUACCUUACUCAUCUCUUAGUUAGGUGGCACAUGGGUCUAUUAAUAUUAAAUCUGGCUGAGAAGCCUGUUCAAUGACAUUUAUUACUCAAGCAUUUCUCAAAGACAGGUGGGCACACUACUGGAAGCACUCUGAUGUGUUUCUUUGCCAUGUAACAACCACUUUCUCAGGAGCAGUUACAGAAGCGGGGAUUAGGAAGCACCUCAAACUUCAAAGGUAGCCUGGUCCUGUCAGGUCAGGGACACCCAGGUCCCUGAGUUUGUAACACACCAUAGCCAUUUAACUACUAAGUGGUUGCGUGUUUUAACUGUUUGGCUCUAAUAAAUUGUCUGGUUAGACAGAGGUCGUAUGUGGAGGAGGCUAACUGGGGGAAUUGCUUUCUUGAUGAUAAAGUCUCAAUACUAAAUGUUCUCUGUUCUCAGUUGUCUAGUCUAUGAGGGGCUGGAAGCCAUACUUUUAGCCAGAACUAUUUUAGCUCCAGAAAGUAGAUGGGGCACACUAUCCUUCACUCCUUUCUUCCCUUGAUUCUCUGUAUGUAUGUGUAUGUGCACAUGCAUGGGCAUGUGAGCAAGUGGAGGUCAGUGACAACUUUAUGUGUCAUUCCUCAGGCACUGUCUACCAUUUUGGAUGAGACUGAGUCUCUCAUUCACCUAGAACCUCACCAAGACUGGCUUCCUUUAAGUUUUAAAAGGCCACCAAGAAUAAAGACAGCAACUAUGGUAGACCUAUGUGGUUAAUGUUCAGAUGGCAAACGUCUCAAAAUAACAAAAUAGAGCACCAGGGCUGAAGUAUGAACCACUGUCACAAGACUUCCAGGCAGCAGGUACAAUCAGGUUUCCAUCAAUGUAAGUGGCCUCCUGGAACCGGCUGACACAUGACGGCUUUGCAGGUGCCAAACAUUUUAUCAGUGAGUGAUUUAGCUAUGGCCCUGUGUCUGGCGCCUGGUACCUUGCCAGGUCAGGAGAACAUUAUCAGAGGCCCUGAGUCUCAGGCCGUGGCCCUGCGGUAGGGUAGGACAAUGGUGGACUCUCGAGUAUGGUGAGCCACUGGAGGCCACUACAGAUCAAACCUGUUGGCAGGAAGAGGGACAACUGGACUCUUGAGUUGAUCAAAUUUGUUAUUAACGAAUGUGUUUUUGUUUAAAUCACAUUUUGUUUGUGAAUGCUGGACUUUACAUUAAAUCGCGGUCUCAGAAUGGUGCUGGUGGUUGAUUCCCUGUUGGAGGAAUUCAGGAUUCUUCCCUCCCAGUGGAUCUCCUCCUCUCUCCUAGACCAUCCAUGUAACCAAUGCUGAGGGUCUUAAGUCCUUUCCCAUUUAACCUGAGUUCCCCAGUAGGCAAAAGUCUCAGGUGUUCUGACGUAACUGGGUCACCCAAGUCCGUGUCCGGUGUUCCCAGGGGUGCCCAGGUGAAGGUGCAGGGUGCCUUUCCACAUAAAGGCAUUGCUUACACCAGCUCCUGAUGGAAAACGGUUCAAAGUCAACCCCUGCCAGGGCUUUAUCAGUCCCCAGAGCCAAGAUGAGCAGCUGAUAAUGAGAAAAGCCCCUGCAGUUGCUGCACCUUCCUUAUCUUAGUAUUAAACAUGUAAUAGUAAAAAGAGAGAAAACUCGCCCAUCUGGUUAAGAUGGAAAUUCAUUUAGGGAAAGGUGGGUUUCGAGGGGGAGGAGGAUAUCAUCCUUCUUCGGUGUCACCUCUCGGAGCUAUUGGGAAAUGACAGUGACCAAAAUCUGCACUCCGGAUUGUGCAAACUGAGCCAAAUCCUAGGAACAUUCUUGGCAUGCAUUCUCAGAACCAGCCAGCCUUCUUCAGAAGCCAUGGUGUCAGGGAUCUGAGAGGUCCUUUGGGCUGUGGGAAUGCUGGGAGGAGUGCACUGUAGGUGAGGAAGGUGCUAGAAUCACACAGGAAACUCCCCAUUCUUCCUGGGCCAGCAGCACACCCACGAUACACACCCCUCCCUGACUUAACUCAGCCCACAAACUCCUGGGAAGAGAGCCAGGCCCAGCCUAGCUUCUGAGCAGUGGACUCAGUCCUUCUGUGCACCAAGGAAAGCAAAGCCAGAACCAGAGGCUGGUACAGGUUAAUGCCGGAAAUGACGGCGGUAGUGGACCCUCGCCACAUCUCUGAAGGCUGCAAAGUGGCCCACCCUCAGGACCCUCACCACUCGUCAGAGAAGCCUGUCAUUCACUGCCAUAAGUGCGGGGAGCCAUGCAAGGGCGAAGUUCUCCGUGUUCAGACCAAGCAUUUCCACAUCAAAUGCUUCACCUGCAAAGUGUGUGGCUGCGACCUGGCCCAGGGAGGCUUCUUCAUAAAGAACGGGGACUAUCUGUGUACCCUGGACUACCAGAGGAUGUAUGGGACACGGUGCCAUGGCUGUGGGGAGUUCGUGGAGGGCGAGGUGGUAACUGCCUUGGGCAAGACCUACCACCCCAACUGCUUCGCCUGUACCAUCUGCAAGCGCCCGUUUCCACCCGGAGACCGAGUCACAUUCAAUGGGAGAGACUGUCUCUGUCAGCUCUGUGCACAGCCGAUGUCUUCCAGCCCUAAAGAAGCCACCUGCUCCAGCAACUGUGCCGGCUGUGGAAGGGACAUUAAGAACGGGCAGGCAUUGCUAGCUCUAGACAAGCAGUGGCAUCUGGGCUGUUUCAAGUGCAAGUCCUGCGGGAAGGUCCUCACCGGCGAGUACAUCAGCAAGGAUGGCUCCCCGUACUGUGAGAAGGACUACCAGGGGCUCUUUGGGGUGAAGUGCGAAGCCUGUCACCAGUUCAUCACAGGAAAGGUCCUGGAGGCAGGGGACAAACAUUAUCAUCCCAGCUGCGCACGAUGCAGCAGAUGCAACCAGAUGUUCACAGAAGGGGAAGAAAUGUAUCUGCAAGGUUCUACCGUGUGGCAUCCCGACUGUAAGCAAUCCACCAAGACAGAGGAGAAGCUUCGGCCACCAAACAUUCCACGUUCUUCAUCCGAUUUUUUUUACCCCAAAAGUCUGAUUCGUCGCACAGGAAGGUCCCCAGCUCUACAGCAUCUGUCGCCGCCCUGUCUGGUGAACUCCAACCAAAACCCCAGGCAGCCCACCAGGACCUCCUCUGAAAGCAUCUAUUCUAGACCAGGUUCCAGCAUCCCUGGCUCUCCAGGUCAUACCAUCUAUGCAAAAGUAGACAACGAAAUCCUGGAUUACAAGGACUUAGCGGCCAUCCCCAAGGUCAAGGCGAUCUAUGACAUUGAGCGUCCUGAUCUCAUUACCUACGAGCCUUUCUACACCUCAGGCUAUGAGGACAAGCAGGAUCGACAGAGCCUCGGAGAGUCUCCAAGGACUUUGUCUCCAACUCCAUCUGCAGAAGGUUUUCAGGAUGGCCGGGAUCGGAUGAUCCACAGGUCCACCAGUCAGGGCUCCAUCAACUCCCCUGUGUACAGCCGACACAGUUACACUCCAACCACGUCACGCUCGCCCCAGCACUUCCACCGACCUGAGCUCUUGUCUCCUGGUGUGCACAGGUGGUCCCCCCUGCGCACCAGCAGCUUCAGCUCCACCCACAGCGACACCCGCCCCAAUCCCCCCUUCCGACACCACUUCCUCCCCCAUGUCAAAGGCAAUGAGCCGUCCAGCGGCCGGAACUCCCCUCUCCCCUACCGGCCCGACAGCCGCCCUCUAACUCCAACUUACGCUCAGGCCCCUAAACAUUUCCAUGUUCCAGAUCAAGGGAUCAACAUUUACCGAAAACCACCCAUCUACAAACAGCAUGAUGCAGCUGCCUUGGCAGCCCAGAACAAGGCUUCAGAAGAUAUCAUCAAGUUUUCCAAGUUCCCAGCAGCCCAGGCGCCAGAUCCCAACGAGAUACCAAAGAUUGAGACGGACCACUGGCCGGGUCCCCCCUCACUUGCCGCCAUAGGAACUGACCCGAGACGCAGAUCUAGUGGCAGAGAGGAAGAUGAGGAGGAGCUUCUGAGACGCCGGCAGCUUCAAGAAGAACAGCUGAUGAAGCUCAACUCAGGCCUGGGGCAGCUGAUACUGAAGGAAGAGAUGGAGAAGGAGAACCGUGAACGAGCAUCCCUGCUGGCCAGUCGAUACGACUCUCCCCUCCACUCAGCUUCACACGCUCCGUCAUCUAAAACUUCAUCUCUCCCUGGUUAUGGAAAGAGUGGCCUUCACCGGCCAGUUUCCACAGACUUUGCCCAGUACAACAGCUAUGGAGACGUCAGUGGCGGAGUUCGAGGUAAGGCUUCAAUCAGGAGGCUGACCGAUACAGUGUCACUUCUUGUGACCCAGGCUCGGGAGAGGCUGAACCAGCCCACUGCUGCGUAUGAACUCUGUGUGUCCCAAGGUAGAGCCACAGCUCUCUUCUGAGUUAAUAGCAAGCACGAAAAACAUCACAGAGUCUCUAGAUAAAUACAGGCAUGGGAAACCAGUAUCUAAGCAUCCCUUCAUGGUCUUUCUACAUGAUAAGCACUCUCCCAAAGGAAGCUUAGCACUGAGGUACGGUCAGUGCCCUCACAGGGCAUGUGGUGAGGAGAGAGAGCACGUGUUUGAACUGAUGCCUGGAGUUGAAGCAGGCGUUUCCUGGCUUGGGGGGAACCAGUGGUUCAGUACACGAACUGUUUAGGACUGAGACAAGAACACGGUUCAUUUUGGGAUGUUUAGAAAGUUAUAGUAGAACACAGCAUUACUGUAGGUGACUCUCUGGUUUUCUCUUGGUCUUUCCCUAAUGAUUUUUUCUUUUUUUCCUUUUUCAGACUACCAGGUAUGGACAGCUCUGUGUCCCUUGAGUUGGCCGCAACAGAACAUUUGUUUUCUGGUCCAAGCUGCUGCUUCUGGGGAGCGGUGUCUGUUGGGAGGAUGAAUAUGGUGGUUGAUUACUUUUACUGCAUGCAUGGCUGGGAGGAGCAGGCAUGGCUGGGAGGAGCAGGCAUGUCUGGUAGCCAGGUCAAGGUGUCGCUGUAACCUUUCGGGCAAGGCGUGAUCUGGGCCAGGCGUGAGAAGACCCUCUCACUCUGACUAUUGUGAAUCCUGUCCAUGGUAGAAGUGGGCAGGCACGACAGACCGGGCACAGGUUUUUAGUUGCUGUCUCUCAGUGCUUAGAUGCUUGCUACCUUUUCUUGCCUGUCCCAGGGAGGAUAAGUCUGAACUAAAUAAGGAUGAAAAACAUGAGAGAGCGUGGUGGUGUAUCCUGUAAUCCAGUACUUGUGAGGCUGAAGGCUCCAGAAUUUAAGGCCAGCUGGGGCUACAGAGAGACAGACAGGCACAGAAGCAAAACAAUAGACCUGAUGGUUUUCAUGUGCUGUGCCCCUCCACCUGUGCAACCUAAAUCAGGAACCAGCCCACAGUUACGAAUCCUUGAUGUUUCUCCAACUGGAUCCUGUGCUAUCGCUCUUUUCAGUAAGGAUCUCACUGUGAGAGAUUCAUGGUCAGUGAAGAUGUGGAGGGUAGGAACUGAGACCCAACAGGAAAGUCAGGGAGCACUCAGAGCCCUCCCUGCAGUUCCACCGAGAGUUCAUGCUCACCUCUGAGCUUUUCUGUUGCAGACCCUCCCAGAUGGCCACAUGCCUGCGAUGAGAAUGGAUCGAGGGGUGUCCAUGCCCAACAUGUUGG